CAAUAUUUAAAAACCAGCUCUUCCCUCGCAAGGGACCGAUCAUCUAGAAAACUAAAGCAUAUACGAUGCGUCGGCCCACAAACAAUGUGGUUUCGGGUUGAUCAGAGUCUUUUGGCUGUGUGUUGGGCUGUCUGCCUACUGUAUUGUACUGUGAGAAGGCAGGCAGAUAGGGGGCACCUCACCAAAAUCUCCCGCUCAACUCCACAUUCAACCCCCCCACCAAUUUACCUUCUAACUUCAGUGCAUUUUAAAACCGACCACAGGAUUUAAACAUCUGAUUGCUUUAUUUAUUGAUUCUAUUUUCGGUUAGUUUAUGGUUUGUGUUUUUACACUCCGGGAGGGCAGAAAUGGCCGCCAACAUGUACCGGGUCGGAGACUAUGUAUUCUUUGAGAAUUCCUCCAGCAACCCUUACCUGAUCCGCCGGAUAGAAGAGCUCAACAAGACGGCCAGUGGAAAUGUGGAGGCCAAGGUGGUGUGUUUCUACAGAAGGAGAGACAUCUCACACAGCCUCAUACAGUUGGCUGACAAACAUGCGAAGGACUUAGAGGAGGAGAAAGAGGAGGAGAAAGAGAGUCCGUUGGAGGCAGAGCUGACAGACAAACAGAAACAUCAGUUACGCCACAGAGAACUGUUCCUCUCCCGUCAGUAUGAGAGUCUACCAGCCACACACAUCAGGGGGAAGUGUAGUGUGGCAUUAUUGAAUGAGACUGAAGCUGUCCUCUCCUACCUGGACAAAGAGGAUACGUUCUUCUACUCGCUGGUCUACGACCCUACCCAGAAGACACUGUUGGCUGAUAAAGGAGAGAUCCGAGUGGGACCACGCUUUCAGGCCGAUGUACCUGACAUGCUACAGGAGGGGGAAUCAGAUGAGUGGGACCAGUCAAAGUUAGAGGAGAAGCUGUGGGAUCCUGAUUGUCCUCUCUCCAGCAAACAGAUUGACCAGUUCCUGGUGGUCGCACGGGCGGUGGGGACGUUUGCCAGAGCGCUGGACUGUAGCAGCUCGGUCAGACAGCCCAGUCUACAUACGAGUGCAGCUGCCGCCUCCCGAGACAUCACACUGUUCCAUGCGAUGGACACGCUGCAUCGUCAUGGUUACGACCUGUCCAGUGCGUUGAGUGUGUUGGUGCCGUCCGGUGGGCCGGUGCUGUGUCGGGACGAGAUGGAGGAGUGGAGCGCCUCGGAGGCAGCCAUGUUUGAGGAGGCUCUGGAGAAAUACGGAAAGGACUUCAACGACAUAAGACAAGACUUUCUACCGUGGAAGUCUCUGACCAGUAUAAUAGAGUAUUAUUACAUGUGGAAGACAACAGACAGAUACGUACAGCAGAAGAGACUGAAGGCAGCAGAGGCAGAGAGCAAACUGAAACAGGUUUACAUCCCCACAUACAAUAAGCCCAACCCUAACCAGAUCUCAGUGACCAAUGGGAAGAUGGCGACGGUGAAUGGGGCGGGGCCUGGAGCCUACCAUGCAGCGGGGGGAGGACGGGCCUGCGAGAGCUGCUACUCAAUGCAAUCAGCCCAGUGGUACUCGUGGGGGCCGCCCAACAUGCAAUGUCGCCUGUGUGUCUCGUGCUGGAUUUACUGGAAGAAGUACGGUGGCCUUAAGAUGCCAAGCAGAGCGGAGGCGCCUGAGGAGAAGACCCCACCAAGCCCUGUGCCCAACGAGCCUCGGUCGCGCGGCCAUGGCCCCCGCCAGUCCAGUCACAUGGUGCCGGUGCGUAACAGCGGCAGCCCCAAGUCCUCCACGAAGACCAAGCAGGCCUUCCUGCUGCAGGCCACCCGCCUCACCAAGCUGGCACGCCAUAUGUGCCGCGACAUCAUCAGACUGCGACGCGCUGCGCGGCGCCCCUUUGUGCCCAUUAACUGUGGCGCCAUAAAGGCAGAGUAUAUGUUGCGGGUGUCGGAGGGGCAAGUCGGGCGACCACCUAGAAUCCGGACUGCCCAGAGGAGCACCCUGGCCAGCGUCUUGCAGUUUCUGGAGUCCCGCCCCGCGAUACACGCGCCCCGUUCUCACCGAACCCUCGGCUUGCAAGCCCCUCCCCCACGCCGCCUCCUCUCUUCUCUCCCUUACGGUCCCCACGGCCUUCUGGGUAAACGCAGCUUCCACCACCACACCAGAGCCGAGCCGGAGAAACGCCCAGGUACAAACUCACACACUUACACGCACACAAACAAUCGCACAAACUCCUAUUCAUCUCUAUCGUGUUGUCUCCUGUGUCCUUCUGUAGAAAACCCGGGGCAGACAACAGGACCAGUGCACAACGGCCGCAGCAGUGGUGGCGGAGGGACCAGGGGCAGUGCUAGGGGCGGAGUCAUGAUUAGGAAGCGACGCCCAAACUUGAUCGAUGCCCCUGACGACAGCUUUUUCGUCGUCUCCCGGGAGACCAGGAGGGCCAGACGGCUGCUGUCACGGUCCCAGCUGAGGCGCGCCUGUCGGCAGCCCUGUGAGCAGAUCACCCUGCGCAAGGCCUCCCAGGCACUAUCGCAGGGGCCGCUCCUCGCCCCUCCACACCCCCACCCCAGCCUCAGGAUGAGGGGACCCAUCGUUAUCCACGACUGACCACUGACCUCUGACCCUAUCUCUCUGCCAUGUUUGUCACCUGCCUAUGCUCUACAUGCAAGACCCUAACCCUAGUUUCACCUGGCCCCCGAAACCCGCCCUGCCCAUCGCCCACUUAAGAAAAAAUAUUGUGAACCUCCCGACCCUACGGAGUCUGACCCUUCACCUCGGGAGGAAGUGAUGUGCUGUGUUGCGGUGGGGACAGACAGAAAGUGGUUCCCACCUGUACAGAUUAAACUUCCCUAGGACAGAAACCAGUGUGUGCGUGUGAGAAUUUAUGUGUUUGAGCACGAGUGUGCACGCGCAAGGAUAUGAGCGUGUGCACGAGUGUGUGAACUUGAUGUUUUUCUUCUUCUGUACCUGCUACAUGCCAGUGAGUGGGGGUU
Molecule: messenger RNA, 2944 nt
Organism: Oncorhynchus masou masou (cherry salmon)
Lineage: Eukaryota; Metazoa; Chordata; Actinopteri; Salmoniformes; Salmonidae
Gene: mta3
Product: metastasis associated 1 family, member 3
Exons: 18
Coding region: 348-2558 (736 amino acids)
Biological process (GO): negative regulation of transcription by RNA polymerase II
Cellular component (GO): NuRD complex; nucleoplasm
Molecular function (GO): transcription coactivator activity; transcription corepressor activity; sequence-specific DNA binding
Source: RefSeq, a predicted model, not a curated record